Anthostomella pinea is the source of this 1572-nucleotide messenger RNA. The record is from the annotation of a GenBank genome assembly. Lineage: Eukaryota; Fungi; Ascomycota; Sordariomycetes; Xylariales; Xylariaceae.
AUGGAGAAUUCCGCCCCAGCAGCCAAACGCCAAGAUGCAAACGAUGCAUCCGAAAAGGACGCGCUGAUGCAACGACGCCAGUCCGCCUCCUCAAACGCCCAGCUUCACGACAACGGCGUGAAGUUGACCAUCCCAGAGCAAGUAAACAAGACCGCAACUCACUGCUACCAGUGGCUAUGUUCUCUCUGGGAGAGAUUCCGCGUGUGGGGAAUGCAUUGGCUCCGAUGGCUCCUCACAGAGUUAGACUUCAGUCCCUUGGCCGAGCACCCGCAAAAGGGAGGAGUUGCGGAGAACUCGAAAACAGGUAGCCAGCCUCAAGGACAGCAGGUUGAUGGGCGAGGGGACGAAAAUGCUCAUCGCGAGGAUCGCUCUUCUACCUUAGGUGAAGACAUGCGUAGAAAGCUCGAGUGGCUGGAGAGUGAACUCAAGAACACCAGGAACGACAAUUCCCGACUUCGCCAGGAAACUGAGGACGCCCGCAAGGAGAGUGUACAACACCACGGCCAGAUACAGGGUCUUCAUAAGCGCCUUGAGGACCUGCUUGCAGACAAGGCCUUGCUUUACAGCAAAUUGAAGACUGCGGAUGAGCGCAACGCCACCCUCCGAUCCGACAUCCUCUCCAGAGAGGUAGAGCUUUCUCUGUCACAGUCCUCCCAGCAAGCUCUACAGCUCUCAUUCGACACCAAGCUCAGUGAAUCAGAAGCUCUUGGAGAAGCACCUGCAAUAGACCUCUUCCACGCAAAGCAAGAAAUCGCUCGGUUGGAGGCACAGAUUGCACGUGAGCUCAGGGCCAGCGAGACUACUCCAGCCUCGAGGAACGACGACGAGGAGUUGUACAGUGACCCUUCAUUGGUACGCAGCUUGUACCUCAACGCAUUGAAGCGAAUCAGUGAGCUAGAAGACCGCAAUCUCACUCUCAAGGGCCUUGUCGGCACGAAGAAGACAAACGGUGUCAAGACAGAGUGGAACGGAGAGAAUGUCCGUCCACCAACACGCAGGUCUGUGGCACGGCCAGACCACGUUAUUAUCUGCAUCGAUAUUAGUCACGGCAUGCACAGCGUGCUCCCUUCCGUGAAGGCGACCUACAAGAAAAUCCUCGAACACGCCUUCGCCAGAAACAGCCAGACCAAGGUGUCCGUCAUCGCGCAUGGCUGCCGCGGGUUUCCCAGCUCGUCCGUCAAGGCCUGGGACCACCCGACCAACGCAUCUACAGACUGGCUGAACGACUUACCGAACGGAGGGACGACGGACUACUUCAACUGCUUGACCGCGGUGAGCAACCUCAUCUCGGGCGACACCUCGGCCAACAAGAAAAUAUUCAUCAUUGGACACAGCAUGUACUGGUAUUCCACCAAGGAUCUGUCACCGGUGUGUCAGCACAUCAAGGCGGAGAACGUGCCUGCUCAUGCUAUCAUGGUUGGAGGUGUUCCCGCGACUCGUUCAGCUGGUGGGGACCCUACCAUCAACUGGAUUACUAAGGCUAUCGGUGGUGAGACCCUCACCGAGGCCUCGUAUUUGGCUGCGCUUCCGGGUAUCUUUGGGCUUGAUGAACCAUACGGCGGCGUCGACUGA